AGACCCUAUAUAGCUAUACAAUGCUCAGAACGUAGAUAUAGCCCAUUCAUUCACAUAGCCAGCCACUGGGUUCCGCAUCCCAGCAAGGAAUAUACUUUAUCGUGUUACCGACUUGCUCCGCAUCCAAAGCCGAAGCCGGAAAAGCCGUCGGGAGAUGAAUCAACUGCCGAAGCCGAGUCUUUCUCGUCCAUAAAGCAUCUCGACCCUUUCCUCUCUACAACCGAUCAACAAAUCGUCAACCACGAGAAAAAGAGGCUUUAUCAUCAUGUUCGGAUUAAGUACGAGGCGGUCUGCCGUGACGCGCUCCAAAUGCCUGGCCAACACCACCACUACCACCACUACCAGUACCAGUAUCCGCUCCCCAGCACAGCGGUCAUUGCUCUCAGCCCGAGACUUCCAUCCCAGUCGGUCUAAUGCGGCGUUCCGACCAACGUGGAUGCCUAUGCGGGUGAAGACACCCUGGAUUGAUGCGCUCACGAAAAGCCGCGAGGCGGCGCAGUCCGGUCAGGGCGCUCCCGCGCCGUCGGCGAAACCUGACCUCACGCCGAAGAAGAUGUCGGAUAGUUAUUACAGCGCUGUCCUGCCAUUGGCUCAAGAUAAAUGGCUUCUUGAUACGUAUCUUAAUGCCUCGGGGCAUAUUCGGUUGGGUUCCCUGCUGAUGGACCUUGAUGCCAUGGCAGGCGUCAUCGCCUACAGACACACCGGCGACUCUGUCACCACGGUGACUGCUGCCGUCGAUCGGAUCACCAUUGAGCACCCGCUGAUGGAAAUCUGCGAUCUCGAGCUCAGUGGCCAGGUCACGUAUGCGACGGGUCGAUCCAGUAUGGAGGUCUCCCUUCAGGUGGCUAAGGUUCCUGCUCCGGGGAAGAAGGUCGAGCCGGAAGAUGUGCUCAUCACGUGUGCGUUUACGAUGGUGUCGUUGGACCCCACGACGAAAAAACCCGCCAAAAUCGCCCCCCUCGUUGUCGAAACCCCCGAGGAACGUCUCCUCUUCAAACAAGGCGAAGAGAACUACCAAGCCAAAAAGGCCCUCCGAUCCAAGUCUCUCCUCGAGCAAGCCCCGGACGCCGAAGAGAGUAACCUGAUUCAUUCCAUGUGGACCAAGGAGAUGUCCUACCUCAACCCCGAAUCCCCCGCCCAACGCCCCUCCAACGACGUCUUCAUGAGCGACACCGUCCUCAAAUCCGCCAUGAUCAUGCAACCGCAAGACCGCAACCGACACAACUUCAUGAUCUUCGGCGGAUUCCUCCUCAAACAAACCUUCGAACUGGCCUUCUGCUGCGCCGCCUCCUUCUCCCACUCCCGCCCCAACUUCAUCUCCCUGGACCCGAGCACCUUCGAGAACUCCGUUCCCGUCGGCAGCGUCCUGUAUCUCCGCGCCACGGUAGCGUACACGGAGCCGUUGGAGCGCGAAGGCGUGGAGAGUAAGUAUACGAAGGUGCGGGUGCGGGUGGACACGAAGGUCCGGGACGUGGAGCAUGGGACGAAGAAACCGACGGGCAUGUUUAAUUAUACGUUCUUGGUGGAGAAGGAUGUGCAGGUGAUGCCGAAGAGUUAUAGUGAGUUUAUGGUGUGGACGGAUGCGCGGAGGAGGUCGGAGAAUGCGGCGGCCAUGUUGCAUGGUUCGAAGGAGCCGAGUGCGUUGAGGGGGUUGAAGGAUAGUGUUACGGAGUAGGGGAUACUAGGUGUAUAUAGAUUUGGCGGGUGGUUGUUUCAAUAUCUUUUCUUUAGUAUAUCACUUUAUUGACUACUUCGCUUUCUGCAUCAUAUCGAUAAAAC
This is a messenger RNA of Aspergillus ibericus CBS 121593, 1779 nucleotides long. RefSeq names its product putative acyl-CoA thioester hydrolase. Gene Ontology annotation, molecular function: fatty acyl-CoA hydrolase activity. The record is from RefSeq and is a predicted model, not a curated record. NCBI's taxonomy places the organism in Eukaryota, Fungi, Ascomycota, Eurotiomycetes, Eurotiales, Aspergillaceae. Gene Ontology annotation, biological process: acyl-CoA metabolic process. Gene Ontology annotation, cellular component: mitochondrion. The transcript is spliced from 5 exons. Bases 266 to 1675 code for a protein of 469 amino acids.